CACAUGAUAAACGAUUCGUUAAUUGGGCGUGAAAAUCUGAAUCUUGUUCCUGCCUGGGAAAUCAACGUUUCUAUGAAUCAAAGCUGUUUGGGGUUAUUUCCUACACGCUGAACUCUAGCCCGCCUUUGUUCUCCCUCCUACUCACUUCUUCUUUGCUACUGCUUCCACAUUCCUUUUGCAUUAUUUAGCGGUGAAACUAACAGGCUGGAACCUUUGGGUUUUCUUAGCCCGGAUUCAAACUAUAAUGGCUUGUGGGAGUAAGAGCGGUAAAAGUGAGAUCAGUGAAGGAGGUGCAAAUGAUUCAGUGGCUAGUGUGGGAGAUGUGAUAUUUGUCAAGCUUCGCGGUAGCUCAUGGUGGCCUGCACAGGUUGUUGAUGAAAAUAGUGUUAAUAAGAGCGUUAAACCAAGCAAACGGACCAAACGAUUGCCAGGAGACAUCCUUGUUAGGCAUUAUGGAAGCUAUACAUACUCAUAUGCAGAUCCUAUUAAAUGUCGCGAUGAGUUUAAGACAAUACUUGAUCGUAAUGAUGGUUCUCUCAGGAAAGUACUUCUGCAAACUCUUGAACAGGAUCUUCCUAGCACAAAAUCCCGUAGAUCAAAGGGAUCAUCAUCAAAGCCUAAAGGAACAUCAAGCAAAAAUGCUGCAGGCAAGAGAAAAUCCAAUGGGGAAGAUAAGGAGCAGAAUAAAAACAAGCACGAAAAGCAAAAAGAGACAUCAAAUGACGAUGAUUUGUCUAGCCAAAGUCGUGAAACAAGCUCGUUAGGAAAGUCCCCAGAGUUGAGUUCCAGGAGGGUAAGAGUGAUGGAAAAUCUUGGCCUCAUUGCUCCAGCUGGGUCACCAUUUCCAAAAAGAAGAUGCACAUAAGUAUAACAAAGCCUCGUGAUUAUGGGGAUGAAGGAAUUGGUGUAGAGAAGAGCAUGUGUAGAUACAUUCUCUUUUAACAUCAUAUGUUCGUUUAGUCAUUACUGAGAAAUGCUUAAUAUGCAGUUGUAGUUUAUGAUCAUCUUAUUUGGUCAAACGCCCCGUGAUCAUGCAUGCAAACGUUGGGCAAAAAUUGUGUUCGGUGAGUUGGUCUGAUUUUUUUGGGUGAAAGAAUGUUGCGGGAAAUGAUUCUUGCAUCCACUUUUUACUGUUCUUUUACGAUCCUUGUUUAGAAUACAAAGUUAUGUAUGUUUUAACUUU
Molecule: messenger RNA, 1183 nt
Organism: Glycine soja
Lineage: Eukaryota; Viridiplantae; Streptophyta; Magnoliopsida; Fabales; Fabaceae
Exons: 8
Coding region: 245-865 (206 amino acids)
Source: RefSeq, a predicted model, not a curated record